Messenger RNA from Mercenaria mercenaria, 2939 nucleotides. RefSeq lists its product as uncharacterized. The transcript is spliced from 2 exons. The coding region runs from base 8 to 502 and encodes 164 amino acids. NCBI's taxonomy places the organism in Eukaryota, Metazoa, Mollusca, Bivalvia, Venerida, Veneridae. The record is from RefSeq and is a predicted model, not a curated record.
GAUCCUCAUGCUGGUUUUCAUGUUUAUUACAAUAGUUGUGUUGCUGAACAUCCUCAUUGCUCAGAUUAGCGAUACAUACAAGACAAUUCAGACUGACGCUAAGAAGUCUAUGUUAGUAAACAGGUCUUGGACUAUCGCACGUUUGGAGAGAAAUGCAUUACUUUUCCCAAACAAGAACCAAAACUGCCUACGUAAUCUUCGUGAGCGCCUGAAAAAGUUGUUACCAUCAUAUAAAACGGGUCCACAGGAAGGCGUUGCAAGGAGUCACCAGGAAGAGGGUCAGAACAAAUGUGAACGGUUUUUAUCUGAAGCAGACUUGAAGACACUACCGUCUAAUGAAACGGAAGAAAUUAGAUCUACAUUAACAAGAAUAGAAAAACAACUAUGGAAGACUGAUCAGAAUCUAAAAGCAAGAGUUCGAACGCAAACUAUUGAAGUCAAACAUAUCAAUUAUACGUUGCAAGAGAUCAAAGAGAUGCUGAAACCAUCACACUCAAGAUGAACCCACUGCAUGAAUGAGGAAAACGUAAUAAUUCAGUACAAUCGAUAUCAUGUCAAAAAGAUAAUUGAGCCAUGCCAUGAGAAAACCAACAUACUGUGUUUGCGACCAGCAUCCGCGCAGUCUGAUCAGUAUACAUGCUGUUCGUUUUCAAAGCCCAUUGAAAUGUUAGCGAACGCAUCCGCGCAGUCUGGUCAGGAUCCAUGUUGGUCGCAAACCCACUGUGUUGGUUUUCUCAUGGCGCGGCUAUAAAGAUAUUUCUCCUUGUUUUUGUUUGUUUGUUUUUUUCUUUUAAAUGAACUGGGAGGGAAUACUUAUGAUAUAAUUGUAUUAAUAUCCAGUAAAGCUAUAAAUUGUCUUUUUUUACGAAAUACAUUCAAAUAUCAUUAUUUAUUACGAUUUGUAUAAAUUUUUAGUUUGUAAAUAUUUAAUAAUUCUGAUCAUCAGAUUUGAAUAUUUAUGCUUCUAAAAUGUUAUCAUUCUACUUUCACGCUGUCUGUGUAAUUUAAGUUUCUGUACAAAUUAUAUUUAUUUUAUAUAAAUCUUGGACGUUGCUUAAUAUAAUGAACCGGAUGUGGCCAAGAUAUAAUGCUAACCUUCAGUUUUAUCACUAAAGCUGUUGCUAGUAUAUUUUCUAAAAUACAAUCUUAAGGCAUUGGACCCCUAAUAGAAAUGUUUAAAGAAUGGCAUUUGCUUGGUAUAUUCUUAAAGCUGACCAUGUUUCGCACUGUGUUGCAAAUUUUAGACAAUUUUUAUAAUGCCGUUGUUGUUUUUUCUGUUUGUUGUUGUUGUAAAUUGUAUAAAUUUUUGGUAUUUUCUCAAGCUCAAGUAGAGACAAAUUUCAAUGUGUUGGGCCUUAUCUAAAACGUUUGCAGAGAAUCCAUUACAGCAUUAAUUUUGAUAAAGACACAUCAAACUAUUGUUAAACAAUUAUAAAACACAAAAUAAAACUUAAAUAUCAUUUUUUCUAGGGAGCCUCAAAAAACAGAUUUAAUGAGACAGAAUUCUAACUCCAACAUUCAAAAGAAAUAAGAUCAAAUCCUGUGGGUCUGUUUUGAAUUUUGCUCACUUUGUUCAAAAAUAACCUUUGGGCGGAAGUAAAACUAUCCUGCAUUUCUUCCACAAUAUGUAAUGUACGAAUGAAGGCAAAAUAGAGAACUUUUACCGCAUGUAACUCAGUAUUUUUAAGAUGUCAAAGUAGGUUUAUGGUAGCAGUUGAAUACUCUUCAGAAAGGAGGUACUUUAUUACGGGUCCAAUACCUUAACAGGAUGAGGGAAAGAGAGAGCAAAUCUGGUUACUGAAAACUGUUUUGGACACAGAUCAUGUACGUACUAGACAUUUUAUUUUUGCAUGCUGAACUGGAUAUUCUAGUGCUUUAGCAGUGCUGCAAGAGUGUAGAAUGUUUCCCAUUGCAGACCUGGUGCAGCAGUUCUGCGCAUGCCCUGAAUUAUUGUCAGUUAAAUCACUCUCUCUUUUUUGUGCAUGUCUGCACGCAUUUAGUGUAUAUUAUGCAUAAUAUACUGAUUUAAGGUUAGGGUAAAUAUCACCAUGGUAACAAAAUAUAUAUAUUUAAAAUAUUCUUCGUUUAAAUUUAGUUAAUCCGGUAUUUAUCGGAAUCUGUAAUAUAUCACUGGCGCACCAGUUCUUGUUAGUCACAGCCAACAGUGUAGGCUGUCUUAAGUCCUGUAUUAUACUAAUAAUUCGUAAAUUCGUAUGCUAGUAUAAAAGAUAUUUCUAAAAAGAAAAGCAAAUAUAUCUUUAUUGAAUGAUUAAAGAAUACGGCAUGCAAGGAAAAGAAUCAAUCACUAGCUCAAGUUGCAGAUGGAAGUAUUUGACUUCCGGGUAACUAUUCUGCAGUAACUCGGCCUCAAUAUCACCUACACAGUCACCCUCGAGCCAAACAUUUCCUUCCGCACAUUUAACCAGUGAAAGAUUAUUGAAGACCUUAAAAACGGCUGAACAUCUACAUGGCCAUUUAGGGAAAGCUAUGAAAGUGUGUAUGUUACCACUUAAAUUACCUUAUAUUUAAGAAAUAAAGAGUGCUUUAACACUUAUGCACGAUGGGUGGUUAUACGUCGGGCGUAAUAAUUUCAUAAUUUCACGAGGGCGCAGCCCGAGAGAAAUUAUUUGAACGACGUAUGCCACCCGAGUGUAUAAAUUGUGUUAAAGCACGCUAGUGCUAUAAAUUAUUUCGAUUCUAAUAUGCCCUUAAUCUCAAACAUUAGAUAGAAUUUAGAUGCGCUCUUUCUUUGUCGCAAUAAAAACUUUGACGUCAUCGCACCUAAAAGUGACGUCAUUCUAGCGUAAGAGUGUUUUAACAGAGGCAAGCAUAAAUUAUUAGAACAUGUAAUAAUGUUCCCGUCGUGGAUUUAAUCCCAGCUUUAAACACUGUACUGUUGUUGUAAAUUGAUAAGGAUAAAGAAUGUUUUCAUCACACAU